This is a messenger RNA of Rhopilema esculentum, 2953 nucleotides long. RefSeq lists its product as uncharacterized. Gene Ontology annotation, cellular component: nucleus. Gene Ontology annotation, molecular function: DNA-binding transcription factor activity, RNA polymerase II-specific; protein binding; RNA polymerase II cis-regulatory region sequence-specific DNA binding. Gene Ontology annotation, biological process: regulation of transcription by RNA polymerase II; sex differentiation. Lineage: Eukaryota; Metazoa; Cnidaria; Scyphozoa; Rhizostomeae; Rhizostomatidae. The record is from RefSeq and is a predicted model, not a curated record.
CAUGACUGCCCGAUAGAGGCUGGUGGCACUAAUAUGUUUAUUGUUAAGGAAUACAUAACAAUAAGCCGACUAUUUUGCAUACAAAUAGACAAUAGUCUAUCUCGAGCCGGCUAUAGAAGUCUUCUGACACAGUUAUCAUACAAAUGAAUCGUGAGCAGCUGUUACUGAAGACACAUAAAGCUAAACAACAGAAUAGAUUUUUCUGGCUUUCGAAACAGCUCAGAAUUUUGAUAUUCAUUAAAAGAGGGCGUCGCAACCGUCGUUGGCUUCCAGUAGUGUUGGCGGCCGUAACUGGUCAAACAGUGUAUGGUUUCCCGCUCGUUUCACUGUCUGGAACCUAAGGUUUCUCCAAAUAGCGAAUAAUGGACACCCAGUCAUGUGUAAGGCCUCAGCAGCAACAAGACGCAUUCUCGGACCAGCCAAAAGCUCCUCGCUGUGCGAGAUGUAGAAACCACGGAAUCAUUUCGCAGCUUAAGGGCCACAAGAGAUAUUGUCCCUGGCGGGAUUGCUCCUGUACCAAAUGCAUACUGAUUCUUGAGAGGCAGCGUCUCAUGGCAGCUCAAGUUGCACUUCGAAGGGACGAGGAAGAGAUCCCGAAAGAAAACGGUUUAAUUAGGAAUUCAGAGUCUUCACCUUCGAACUUAACAAGUAUUGAUGUUCUCAAUCAAGAUACCGUCUCGUCGUCUACUGAAAGAGACCAUGGCCUAGCUUCACCGUCGACCUCUGAAGAAGAUGAGACAAGACAAGAAGUAAUCCCAGACCAUCAUGACGACAUAUCAGACCAACCGAAAUCUCAUGAUCCUUUUCAAGAUGAGGCAGAACUGAUAACACCAGCUAAAAAAUACAAGCAUGAAACAGAAGUGAACGAGGAUACAAGACACAGCUCUCCUCAGUCUUCGGAAAUGUCUCCUGCUUCGGAGGAUAGAGGCUCGGUGAGCUCACCACAACAGCUUCUACAUUAUGCAAAUGGGCCCCCAUCAAAUCACGUCGUUCAAAGUCAUGUGCCUGGAAGUGCUAGUAUGCAAAGAGGCCUGAUUUUCCAUUACCCAGCAUGCACUUCAACACCAGCCUGCAUGAGAAUGCAUCACAGUGCAGGGUUAAAUACUCUUCGGCUAAACCACCAUCUUCCUCACAACGGAGCCUUCUUCCACCAGCCAGGUCCAAGCUUGCCACCAGUGCAGCACCCUCCUGGAAUUCCAGUCCCGCAUCCUCCCAGCCACCCACCUACGGCGUUACCACCGGUCAAGUCAAUAGAGCUACUACAGCGACUCUUUCCUGAACAAAACCGGCAUGUAUUGGAGCUAAUUUUACAGGCUUGCGAUGGAGAUAUAGUACAAACUAUAGAAUGUAUAUUGCCAACCCAUGAGAGAGUAGGUCGACGGACAUCAGGUAAAAUACCUUGCUCCUGUCAAGAUGCCAACUGUACCUUCAACCGACCAGCCAAUGCAGAAAGGGCAGGAUCAGCAUUCUCGCCUAUCGGAUCACGCCCUGUUAUUCCGUGUAAACAGAACAGUAACUCGGUACCCAGCACUACAAAAGUAGGAGAACCGAGUCAUGAUGCGACACGGCAAAUGAAGAUACCAGGAAUGAACGCACUGCAAGAUUCUGAAACGAUACCUCCUGUCUAUAUUGUGAAUACAUCACCAAGUGACAGCCCAGAUAGCAGAGUUUCCUCUGAGGAGCCAGCAGAUGUUGCUAGUGAAAGACUCCCAGAACCAAAGAAUAAAGUAUGUUCAAGCUGUGGGCGAAGGUCUUCCAAUUCAGACAAUUUCUGCAGUGCUUGUGGGAAAAAAUUAUAAAACUCACUUCAACGUAGAGGGGUUUGCCUUUGUCUUUACGAGGAAAGUGGACUGUUAAUUGCCAACAGACGAAUGGCCCGAGAAUUGUUUUCGAUGAAUUGAAUGCAGUGGUGUAUUCUAAUCUGGGUUUCAAAGGGCUAUUACAGCUUAUACAACUAUUUUCGAUAGUAUUAAUGCUACAUUCAAAAGUAUGCAAGCCUUAAAAUUGCAUGCAAUAUUAAUUUUAUUGAUUUUUGAAUUCUUAAAGCAGCUGGUUAAGGUCUAUGAGACAACUUUCCAAGCUAAAAUAUGAGUUGAAGGCACAGAGAGCGAAGCAGGGACAAAAGAAGUUCGUUAAUGACAUAAUUUAAAAAGCAAAAUUGAAAACGAGCUAAGAUUACAUAUAUUAGUUAGAAGAAGAAGGGAACCUGUAUUUAAAGAGCAAGUUUAACUUGAACACUCUUAUAAAGAAAUCUUACUCAUAAAAUUGACUGAGAGAUAAAACUGAUUUUUGAAAAUGAGAGUUUUCAAAGGUCAUUUUGUGGUUUUUUGGGUAGAAUUAUUUAUUCAAAGGUUUCUUACUGAAUUUUCCUUUGAUUUUAUCAUGCAUAAAUUAUUCAAUUAAGGACAGAAAGUUUAACGAUUCCAAUUUGAAAGGAAAACUAGUUAUUUUGAGUUCUUGGUAAAAUACUUUAUUUCGCAUGAAAAUUUUUCUCUUAGAAAUUGACAAAUUUGUGUCAACUUUUGAGGACUUUUGCAAUAAGAAUGCAGGUAUGUUAAUCCUAAGGACAAAGAUAGUUUCAAAUUGUGCAACUCAUUCGUCAUACAAAAUGAUUUCUCUUUAAUUAUUGAAGGUAUGGCAAUGACAAUGGUUGGUGUAUAGAAGUGAGACCUUAAUCGUUUGGCAUUUAAGGUCAUAUUCUGUGUCAUUAUUUCUUGUAAAUUUCGAACUUCUUUGACGACUAUCACAGCUUAACAUAGAUAGUAAUAGACAAGUAGACGAAUAUAUGGAACAUUUUAAGACUUAAGAGACAAUUUAAAAACUUAUGUUAUUACAAAGUAGAGAGUAAUGUGUUUAGAAUAGUCAAAUUGUGAAAAUUUAUCCAAUGCCUGUUAUUAAAGGUGCAACGCAUGAAACACAAGAAAGUGCCUGAAUCAUACAUUCAUUAAACGUA